This is a messenger RNA of Chaetomium globosum CBS 148.51, 558 nucleotides long. RefSeq lists its product as uncharacterized. The transcript has 2 exons. The record is from RefSeq and is a predicted model, not a curated record. Bases 1 to 558 code for a protein of 185 amino acids. NCBI's taxonomy places the organism in Eukaryota, Fungi, Ascomycota, Sordariomycetes, Sordariales, Chaetomiaceae.
AUGAUGUCGCAGGCCGCAUCAAGCCAUCGGUUUCACAAGGCUGAGACCGUGGGCGCCGGUAAAGCAGACCUACGUACCGCAAGAAACGAACCCGGUUUCAACCUAGUCGGCUUCGAUCCCCUCCCUCCUCCUGUGAGCCUGGGAGGGGGCGGCGAGAAUGGCCCGGGCCGCUCUCCGAGCUCCUGCCACCGAACUUCCUCGGCCGCCACGGAUCAAGCAACUUUCUGCUGCUGCAAUGUCAUCCUGCCCCAGUCUGCAUGUCAGCCCAAGGCACAAGUGUAUGUGAUCAGUAUGUCUCUCUUGCAGCAGCAGCCGGGAGAGUGCCUCCCUGUCUUCCUUCCUGCGUGGAUGCUGCAGGGUACACGUGGGGGUCUAUCGAGCUCAGGCUGGCUUAGCUCGCUCUUCCCCGCCCUCAGGAUCCUUCUCUUUCUGAUGCCUCGGCUGUUGUUGCUGUUCACCGCCCGGGAAACUGAAGCGGGGUUUGCGGGUGGCAGGCCCCGGCAACCCGGCGCGCGUGAGGCGGCAACAAAUGGGGCCGGGGUCCGGGACGGGGGUUAA